AUGAACGGGAGUGGAGACGGUAGUCGUGUAGGGACACCACUACCACGGUUCUUUGAUAAUUCCGGAAACCUGGUGAGCUUGUCCAUGGUUCCGGUCAUCACAGCCGACAGCCCAGAUGCACUGCCAAAGUUGUUGCAUAGAGUCAAUCACAGGCGUUCAAUAUUAUCGUUGGCCGUGUCGAAAGAUUAUGUGUAUGCAGGAAGUCAGACUGGAGAGAUCUUGGUCUGGUCGAUUGAGACAUUUGAGAAAGUUGCAACCUUAGAGGGUCAUCAAGGAAGUGUACUCUCACUUUGUCUAGCAGAGGAUCAAUCGUUACUAUUUUCAAGUGCCGGCGAUGCUAUAAUCAAUGUUUGGAAUUCAACUACCUUCGAAAAUCUCUACACAAUAUACUCCACAUUCGACCUCGGAGAUGUCUUUUGCGUCGCAUAUUCUCCACUACAGCAUACCGCUUACUUCGGCGCUCAGAACACCAGCAUCCAAUGGUAUGACCUGAAAGUAAAGGACUCACGGCCAUGCCCAACCCUCACCUCCCACCCUUCACACCGCAACCACCCAUUCUUUGAUUCCAAAGGCCCUGGCGGUGGCGCCGCUCUUAAGCAAGAGAUUUGCCCACGAUCAACUACCUCUCAGCUCCUUGAGACCGACCCCGAGAACAUAGUGCAGUAUGCGCAUUACGGGUAUGUCUAUUGUAUGCUCCUAAUCUCGCUGUCUGCGAGCUCUGAGAUUGGAAAGGCGGGUCAGCAAAUAUUGUUGAGCGGAGGUGGAGACGGUGUGGUUAAGCUAUGGAGCAUCGACAGCAAUACGAGCAGGAUUGAGCAGAUGCGGGAGUUAAGUGGUGGAGAUUCAGGGGUCCUAAGUAUGGUGGUUCAGGACUCUUUGCUGUAUUGCGGCUUGACAGAUGGUGAGAUUUGCAUUUGGGACCUUGACACAUGCCAGUUGAUCCGGAGUGUAAAGGCCCACUGCGAAGAUGUGUUGACUUUGAGCAUUAAGGGAAACUUUAUGUUCAGCGGCAGCGCAAGUGGAUAUACAAGGAAAUGGAACCAACGCUUUGAAUGCGUCUCACGCUGGCAAUCACACACUGGCUUGAUUCUAACCUCCGCCAUCACAACCCGAAAUGACCGCCUAAUCCUCAUUACAGGGGGUAAUGACGAUUGCGUCGCCAUCUGGGACGUCUCCGCAUGUGAGCUUGACGAAAGUUCAGGAUCGCAGCAAACCCAGAACGACCAGCUUCUCAGCUCUCUGAGUAAGCUAGUGUCAUUCCGCACAGUUUCAAACAAUCCAACUUAUAUGGAGGACUCUCGCCGCGGUGCGACUUACCUUAAGAGUCUUUUCAAGAGGUUUGGAGCCACCACGACGCUGUUACCAAGUGAGCCAGAUCGCAAUCCUAUUGUAUUUGCAAAAUUCAAUGCUGCCGUGAAGAAGAAAGGAAAAACUAUUCUUUUCUACGGGCACUACGAUGUUAUCCAAGCAGAGGCAACGGUUGAGGAAGGCUGGUUUACGGAUCCGUUUGAAUUGACGGGGCAGAAUGGAUAUCUCUACGGCCGUGGAGUAUCAGACAACAAGGGUCCCUGUCUUGCAGCGUUAUUCGCGGUAGGCGAGUUAGUGCAGGCACAAGAGCUGGAGUCCGAUAUUGUGUUUCUAAUAGAGGGCGAAGAGGAGAGUGGUAGUAGGGGUUUUGCAGACGCAGUCAGGCGGAACAAGGAACUCAUUGGGGAUGUGGACUGGAUCUUGCUGGCGAAUAGUUACUGGCUUGAUGAUGAGGUACCAUGCUUGACAUAUGGGCUGAGAGGGGUCAUUCACGCGACUGUUGUUGUUGAGAGUGAAAAGCCGGAUCUGCAUUCAGGAGUGGACGGCAGUAGGCUGAACCGGGAGCCCACCAUUGAUUUAGUUAAUCUCCUGGCAAAGUUGACAGACGAGACUGGAGCCAUAAAGAUUCCUGGUUUCUCCGAGCCUGUACGCCCCGUCACUGCAGCGGAAGAGGAGAUGUAUUCUGCAAUAACCACUGCUCUAUGCAAUAAACCCAAUUGGUCACACCUCACCGCCGAAGGUAUCAAAGAUCACCUCAUGUCCAAAUGGCGAUUCCCUUCUCUUACAAUCCAUCGUGUCUCCGUGUCCGGACCCUCAAACGCAACCAUCAUACCACGAUCCGCCUCGGCGGCCAUCUCACUUCGCAUCGUUCCGGAUCAGGAGCUCAGCGUCAUCAAAAACUGCCUGGUUGAAUAUCUCAACAGCGAAUAUAAGCGUUUCGGGAGUGGUAAUAAGCUCAAGAUCAGCAUUGAUCACGAAGCAGAGCCUUGGCUAGGUGAUCCUGAGAACGACGCAUUUAGGACCCUAGAAAGCGCCAUCAUGGACGCGUGGAGCACCAGCAAUACGGCCGGAGAGAAACAGCAAGUCAAGCCAUUGUAUAUCCGCGAAGGAGGUAGUAUCCCGACGGCGAGAUUCUUGGAGAAAGAGUUUGGUGCGCCAGCUGCACAUUUGCCGUGCGGACAAGCGAGUGAUCAUGCGCAUUUGGAUAAUGAGAGAUUGAGGCUGGUUAAUCUUUAUAAGAGCAAAGAUAUCCUCAAGCGUGUGUUUAAGGAGCUGCCUAAGAAAUGA
Molecule: messenger RNA, 2595 nt
Organism: Morchella sextelata
Lineage: Eukaryota; Fungi; Ascomycota; Pezizomycetes; Pezizales; Morchellaceae
Exons: 7
Coding region: 1-2595 (864 amino acids)
Biological process (GO): proteolysis; glutathione catabolic process
Molecular function (GO): peptidase activity; protein binding
Source: RefSeq, a predicted model, not a curated record